AGGUGGGAGAAAGCAAGCAACUACUCCCUGUAAUAGCUGCCAAACAAAGUAAAAGGAAGGAAGUCUACGGUUUUCUCUCUCUCUCUCUCUCUCUCUCAGAGUCAAUGUCUGUUGCCAUCUCUGUGCGUGUGAAAAUAACAGCCGCAGGUUCUCUCUCCCGUGGAGUCGGGGGCACCUAAAUCAUUUUCAUUGAGUUGGGUUUGCCUCAAUCCUAGUUACUUAAUUCCACUGCUUUCUCUGCUGUGGUGAAGCAAACCGUUCCAUCUCAUAUCACAUAGCAAACUUUUGGCUUUCUUUUUGCACUCACUUGAUAGCUUUCUUUGUUGCUAUCUGCGCUGUUUAUACCCUCUUUUUUUUUUUUCCCCAUUUGCUUCUGUGCUUCCUUAAUUCGUUCUUAUACUCAAAAUUUUCAUUGAACACACGUGCGGUCUUAUUCUCUUUCAGUCACUUUUUAUGAUUUUUCUUCUGCUUAAUUUUUCUGGGUUUUGUGCUAUCUCUGAUGGGUUUUCUUGUUUUGAUACAUUUGGUAUCUCAGAAAUUGAGUUUCUAGUGAAUUGGAGACUUAAAAGGAGAGUCUUUGUCGGGCUUUUUCUUUAGGUAUUCAGGUGGGGAUUUUUGUGGGUAGAGUGUACAGUGCCUCAGCAAGAUUUUUCAAUGUUUACUGUCACUAGUGGUUUAGGUUGCAAUUUAAUUUGGUAUUUGCCUUUUUGGGUAAAGGGUGUAUAAGAGAGAACAAUUUUUGUUUCUAAUCUCUUAAACAGUGAUUCUAUAGUAUUGCAAUGCACUCUUGGAGCUAUGUUCCUGGAGGGAAGGGGUUUGUAUCCAAUGAAACAUUUUCAUCUUCGGAUGCUAUUGCCAAAAGCAAAAAUGCGUUGAUGGAUUGGGAUUUGAAAACUACUUGUAGUUUUGGCAACAACGUGGUCGUCUCAAGUCAACAAGCUAUUGAGAAUCAUGGUUUUCGGGAAUUGACUUAUCAAGAAUUGAUGGGAAAACAAUUACCUGAUAAUUCAAUUGGGGAUGCUUUGAGUGGCCAGGUUGAUGGUGGAAAAAUCAUCACUCCUUUUAUGGUUAACACAAAUGCUUUUUCUGUGGAGGAUGAGUCCUCCUCCGGACUUUCUAGCUCUGUUGUGGACUCUAACAGUAGGGAUUCUUCGUUCAUUGAUUUGAAGCUGGGAAGGUUUGGUGAUCCCGCUGAUGGUCAGAAUUCCAGAAUUUCCAAAGGCGCAUCUAUUCUGUCUUCAUCUGAGUCAUCUGCGCCUCCGAAGAGAGUGAGACUGGGAGUCAAUUCCCAAACUCCCCAUUGCCAAGUUCAUGGUUGUAAUAAGGAUCUCAGCUCUUCAAAAGAAUAUCACAAGAGACAUAAAGUCUGUGAAGUUCACUCUAAGACUGCCAAAGUUAUUGUGAACGGAAUGGAACAGAGAUUUUGUCAACAAUGCAGCAGGUUUCAUUUGCUGGUUGAAUUUGAUGAUGGUAAACGCAGCUGUCGUAAACGUCUUGCAGGCCACAAUGAGCGUCGGAGAAAGCCUCAAGUUGGUAUUCACUCUGGAAGGACUGAGAGGCUACUUCAGUCGUACAAUGGCUUUGCCACCAGCAAAUUUCACGGCACUGCAUUAGCGUCUUUUAUCUGUCAAGAUAUACUUCCUACUGGCGCAUUGCAUUCUGAGAAAUAUGGAACAAAUGAUUGGUGCAAGCACAUAAAAGUUGAAGAUGGGUCUGAUUUUAGUCCACUAGCAUCAAUUCCAGUCACAAGUGGGUAUCUGCAUUCAAAAACCCUCUUCCCUUCUGAUAACUUGGAUAAAGUAUUUAUUAUUUUUCAUGAUAUUGAAGCUGCUACUUCAACAGGAAGCAUUUUCAUUGCGAGCGCUAGUCAAUAUCCAAAUGAUUUGGGAGGCUCAAAUUCUGAUUCACGUUCAUUAAUCCAGGACCCCUCAUUGGGAUAUGAAGACCUCACUGCUUUUGAUACAGUAUCAACCAUUCAAGGACUAUCAGGGAUCACAAGCUCUAGUUGUGCUCUCUCUCUUCUGUCAUCCCAAUCACACAAUUAUUUAAGUCAUUCAUCAGGAAUUUCUAUGGCCUGCCCAUUGUUAGUUCCAGGUAGCAAUACCCAUUAUGGUGUGAAUCAAGUUUCUGAAAAGCUAACAGGUGAUAGUUCUCAGGCUUCCACAAGCGUGGUGCCAAACAAGUUCUCUUCAUCAGGAGCAAGUUCUGCAGAAGGAAGCCAAUUAGGCUCCAUACUGAUAUCUGAUGGUAGUGAUGCUAUUAAUUUUGAUCUCACUGAUGGGAUUUACCAGGGCUCAAAUUUUAUGAAUGCGGAGGAUCAUCUUUCCUGUGAAGAUGGCACCACCAUUGACCUGCUUCAGCUAUCAUCACAGCUUCAGCAAGUAGAACAUCAGAAGCAAUCCAUGCAAGCGAAGCAGGAAAAUGAUGCUUUCUGCUGGCCACAUAUCACUUAAGCGCUUUGCAAAAAAGGGAGCAGGUAGCUGAGUAUGUGGUAGCUUCAGUGUCAUUUACACUGGAUUUCUAAAGCAGCAUAAACUGGAAUGAUACAGAGCAAAGCAAGAGAAAGUUUAUGCAACCGUUCUCGCAUGUUGAUGCAUAAACUGAUGAUCUUUCUGCAACAUAAAUAAUUUCAUUAGCAAUUCAACUUUCUGCAUUUGUGCCCUUUGAAUAGAGAGAAAAUCAUUGGAUUUUAUGUUGCUUUAUUCAUUAUCCUAUUGCAUAUGAUUGUGCAAGUCUCAUAUUCAACUCAAUUAAUCUAGUCAGAUAGCCAUUACCGCUGUGGUUUAACAA
Messenger RNA from Hevea brasiliensis (rubber tree), 2790 nucleotides. RefSeq names its product squamosa promoter-binding-like protein 6. Lineage: Eukaryota; Viridiplantae; Streptophyta; Magnoliopsida; Malpighiales; Euphorbiaceae. Gene Ontology annotation, molecular function: DNA binding. The record is from RefSeq and is a predicted model, not a curated record. Gene Ontology annotation, cellular component: nucleus. Bases 780 to 2453 code for a protein of 557 amino acids. The transcript has 4 exons.